AUGUCUCCCUUCACCGUGUUCGCACUCUGCCUCCAGCUCUGCCUGAUUCAGGUAAAUACUUUUUCAGUGAUGAGCCAGCGCUGCUGCGGCUCCAGUGGCUCCAGCAUCGGCUACGGUUCCAGCAUCGGCUCCGGCUCCAGCAUUGGCUACGGUUCCAGCAUCGGCUACGGUUCCAGCUCCGGCAGCUGCGGCUCGUACGGCGGGCAGGGCUGCGGGGUGGUGAGCGCGGCCGGCAACAUCGACGCGUGCGGCACCACCUGCGUCACCGGCGCCGUGCCCGUGCUCGGCUCCGUCACCUUCGGCGGCUGCGCGCCCGCCUGCGGCUCCGUCUCCAUCUGCGGACAGUGCGGAUGCGGAUGCAACUAAAUUACCCACCGAAGAUCUCAUUCUCAAUCAAUUUCUGAUUCA
Molecule: messenger RNA, 408 nt
Organism: Cydia fagiglandana
Lineage: Eukaryota; Metazoa; Arthropoda; Insecta; Lepidoptera; Tortricidae
Product: chorion class A protein L11-like
Exons: 2
Coding region: 1-366 (121 amino acids)
Source: RefSeq, a predicted model, not a curated record